AUGAUUGACUACGAAGAGGUUAAGAAACACAAUACUAAGGAGGAUUGCUGGGUUAUAAUCCACAAUAAGGUGUACGAUGUUAGCGAUUUUGUUGAUGAACAUCCAGGGGGGUCAGCUAUUAUCUUAAAGUACGCAGGAAAGAAUGCUACGAAGGCGUUUGAUCCAAUUCAUCCGCCAGAUACUUUAACCAAAUAUUUGGCACCAAAGUAUCAUUUGGGAGAGGUGAGCAAGCCGCCACCGGGUAAGAAGAAGGUUAAAGCUUCACCCCCGGCACAGGCUUCGGAGCAGGCGCAAUCUCUGGCUGCAGCUUCGGAGGGUAAGCAAGUCGUAGACGAGUUUGAUGUUGAAUAUGACGAACAGGAUGACAAGGCGCCGAUCCCUGUUCUGCAAAGUGUUCAGCAAAACUUGCAGCAAGCUGACGAAACGGGAGAAGAGGACGAGUACGAUGAUGACGAUGAUGAACCACCCACUGAAGAGGAGUUGAAUAGACGCCAAAUGGUCAAGAGAAAGCCAGAUCUUGGACAGAUAUACAACUUGAAUGACUUUGAAUUCGUUGCCAGACACACAAUGGAAAAAGUUGCGUGGGGUUACUAUUCGUCCGGAAGUGACGAUGAAAUCACCCUUAGAGAUAAUCACUUGUCGUACCAGCGUAUUCUCUUCAAGCCUAGGAUUAUGGUGGAUGUUACUAACAUCGAUCUUUCGACCACAAUGCUUGGCACAAAGACUUCUGUUCCAUUUUACAUUACUGCAACUGCAUUGGGAAAGCUUGGUCACAAGGAUGGGGAAAAGGUUCUUACAAGAUCGGCUGCCAAACAGGAUGUCAUUCAGAUGAUUCCUACAUUAGCAUCUUGCUCAUUUGAUGAGAUUGUAGAUGAGGCGACAGACAAGCAAACCCAGUGGCUUCAGUUAUACGUCAAUUCUGACCGUGAAAUCUGUCAGGGCAUCGUCCAGCAUGCAGAGAAACGAGGCAUCAAGGGGUUAUUUAUUACAGUAGAUGCACCACAAUUAGGUAGAAGAGAAAAGGAUAUGAGACUGAAAAAUGUGGAAGAUUUGAGUCAUGUUCAAGGUGAAGGUGACGACGCCGACCGGUCCCAGGGGGCUGCAAGAGCCAUUUCAUCCUUCAUUGAUACAGGUCUUAACUGGAAGGAUAUCAAAUGGUUCAGGUCGAUCACAAAGAUGCCAAUUAUUUUGAAGGGUGUACAAACAGUCGAGGAUUCUUUGUUAGCCGUCGAGCACGGUGUCGACGGUAUCGUCUUAUCAAACCACGGUGGUAGACAAUUGGAAUACUCCAAGCCCCCUAUCGAAUUAUUAGCAGAAUUGAUGCCUAUCUUGAGGAAACGUAACUUGCACAAUAAGAUGGAGGUUUACACCGACGGUGGUGUUCGUAGAGCCUCGGAUAUCUUGAAAGCCAUUUGUCUUGGGGCCAAGGGUGUGGGUAUUGGUAGACCCUUCCUCUACGCAAUGUCUACAUACGGAGAUGAAGGUGUCGUGAAGGCUAUCCAAAUCUUGAAAGACGAAAUGAUCAUGAACAUGAGAUUAUUAGGAACUACUACAAUAGAUCAAUUAAACGAGAAUUACGUCGACACGAGAACUAUUUCAAGAUACGUUCCUGAAGAUAAGUUAUUUGGCAAGGUCUACGAGCCUUUGGUCUCUCCAUCAUUCAAAGAUUCUAAGCUUUAG
This is a messenger RNA of Debaryomyces fabryi, 1680 nucleotides long. It is a transcript of the gene CYB2, whose product is annotated as Cyb2p. The record is from RefSeq and is a predicted model, not a curated record. The transcript has a single exon. NCBI's taxonomy places the organism in Eukaryota, Fungi, Ascomycota, Pichiomycetes, Serinales, Debaryomycetaceae. Gene Ontology annotation, biological process: lactate metabolic process. The coding region runs from base 1 to 1680 and encodes 559 amino acids. Gene Ontology annotation, molecular function: heme binding; L-lactate dehydrogenase (cytochrome) activity.